Messenger RNA from Acanthosepion pharaonis, 1173 nucleotides. The record is from the annotation of a GenBank genome assembly. NCBI's taxonomy places the organism in Eukaryota, Metazoa, Mollusca, Cephalopoda, Sepiida, Sepiidae.
AUGACUCACAGACGAGUUCGUUCUUUCAUCGGCUUAGAUACCAGAACAUGUGGGAAUAUAAUUUCUUUUAACACCUGUAAACCUGGGACUUCUUCAACUUCUCCAUUUUCUUUUCUUUUCUUUUCUUUUGUUCUUUUUCUUCUUUUUCUUUUUUUCUUUUUCUUUUUUUUCUUCUUUUUUUUUCUUCCUCCUCCUUUUUCUUUUUUUUCGUUCAGGACAUUUAAGAAAAUAGUUCCUUUGCAUUUCCAGUCCGUCUCCAGCCAAUCUUUCUAUUUCUACUCGCCUUUUCCGUCCAUUCGUCGGGCAGAGCGCCAUACAGCCCAACCCAACGCUUCGUUUUAUUUCUCUUCUUGUUUUUCCCCCCAUCUUUUCUUUUUGAGGCUUAAAUUAACAUCCCGCUCAAUGCACGUCUGUCUCUCCUUUCCCGCCAUUCAUCUUUCUUUUAUUUUCUUACAUUCCUCUUCUUUCUUUUUCUUCCCUUACUUUUCUUCUUUGUCCAGAAUUUCUCGUUCCAUUCCGAAUGUGUUCCCCUAUCUUCGUUUAUUAAUUCACAUUUUUUCGAUAUUCUCCUCUUCCUUCUCCUCUUCAACACCUCCCACUUCUUUUCCCCUCCUCCGUCUUCUUCACACUCUUUUCACCUCUGCUUAUUCAUUUCUUUCUUAUUUCAAAUUUUUUUCUACCAAUGAUGCUCUUUUUAUUUUCAUUUCUUCUUCUUCUUCUUCUUCUUCUUCUUCUUCUUCUUCUUCUUCUUCUCUCUUGUUUUCACCUCCUCUUCUCUUCUUUUUCCUUCGAAUUCCCUUCUUUUUUCCACUCCUCCUCCUCCUUCUCUCUUGUUUCCACUUCCUGUUCCCUCUCUUUUCUCUUCCUCCUCCUCCCCCGCCCCCUCCUUCCUGUUCUCUUCUUUUUCCUUCGAAUUUCCUUCUUUUUUCCACUCCUCCUCAUCUCUUCUUCUCUCUUGUUUUUCACUUCCUGUUCCUUCUUAUUUUUCCACCUCACUUCUUCCUCCUCCUCCUCCUCCUCCUGCUUCUUCUUCUUCUUCUUCUUCUUCUUCUUGUUUCCACUUACUGUUCUCUUCUUUUUCCUUCGAAUUUCUUUCUUUGUUCUCACUCCAACUCCGCCUCCUCCUCCUCUUCUUCUUCUUCUUCUUUUUUUCCCAUUUCUUUUCCAUGUUAG